GCUCAUCAAAAGAUGAAAGGACAAGACUUACUGUCACAGCGACAAAAAACCCAUUGGAGGCAAUGAGGACGUUGCGCGAGGAAAAUAAUUAUGACAUGGUAGUUAUGAGUCUACACAUGCAGGAGGUGAACGGGAUGGAAUUUCAAAGACAAGUUGUUCGAGAACUCAAGAUUCCUGUAAUCGUAAUGUCAGCUGAUGACAAUCAACAUUUGAUGCUCAAGACUUUAGAGGAU
Molecule: messenger RNA, 233 nt
Organism: Linum tenue
Lineage: Eukaryota; Viridiplantae; Streptophyta; Magnoliopsida; Malpighiales; Linaceae
Source: the annotation of a GenBank genome assembly